This is a messenger RNA of Anopheles arabiensis, 2979 nucleotides long. RefSeq lists its product as uncharacterized. The coding region runs from base 200 to 1288 and encodes 362 amino acids. The record is from RefSeq and is a predicted model, not a curated record. Lineage: Eukaryota; Metazoa; Arthropoda; Insecta; Diptera; Culicidae. The transcript has 2 exons. Gene Ontology annotation, molecular function: zinc ion binding; nucleic acid binding.
GUAUCAUAAAUAUGAACCUUGGUCAACCUCACCUCAAAAUGUAUGUAUACCUUAUCCUUAACUGUCAAAAGGAUAUGACAACGUCUGUCAUUCGAAAACGGAAUCAGAAAUAAACAAGUCGGAAAAACCUUGCUCCGUAAAAAACUCGUUUGGAAUAAAACCUUAGUUUACAUCUCAGAAGUGGGAUUAAUCUACAAGUAUGCCUACAACAGAAGAAAUAAAAUGGUCAUUAGACGCAGCUGGUAUUGACUACCCAGAGACGGCAAAGGCGACGCAACUACGACAAUUGUUAGCAGACAACGUGAAGAAGACAACAAGUCAGGAAAUGGCGGCUGAUAAAACACGUGGAGAUGGUGAUGACAUAACCUCAAAUGACGAAGCCGCUGCUAUAGCCUCACUCGAAAUGAAAGUAAAACGCCUGGAGCUAGAAAAAAAACUUUUAUCUUUAGAAGAAGAAAUAGCUGAGCUUCAACCAACUCACCUUAAACCAAUAUCGAUGAAUACUAUUCAAUAUAUAGAAACAAUAGUGCCAAAGUUCACCGGAGAAGGCGAUGAAGAUGUGUGUGCUUGGAUUCGUUCCCUUGAGGACAUUUUCGUUAUGACAAACGUCCCAGAGCCUCAAAAACUGCCGCUUUUGCGUCGAUCGUUAACGAGCACAGCUGUUUUAUUGGCACAAACUACUAAAUCAAAAAAUUACGAGGAGUUGAAGGGCGAAUUGCUAAAAGAAUUUAACAACAAGCCUUCUAAAGAAGUCAUCUAUAAAAAUCUUAGAGCACGCCAUCUGAACGCUAACGAAACAACGCUUAGAUAUUUGUUAGACAUGCAACACAUUGCAGCGGCAGCUUCAAUUCCGGAAAACGAACUGGUGCAUAUCAUCAUUGACGGUCUCGGUGACCCCAUACAUACUGCAUCCAUGCGAUUCAUGGCAAAAUCGAUCGAGACGCUGAAACCUCUAUUGAAAGAGUAUGAAUAUAUACGAACACGUGUACAGACAACGGUCCAGAAAUCGUCUGUUCAACAACCACGAGUCCAGAUUGCGCGAGCUGAACCAAACCAGUCGACUCCCAGAUGCCUUAAUUGCCGGAAAUAUGGACAUUCGGAAAACUUCUGCCGCAUGCCGAUUCGACUUCCGGGGUCCUGUUUCAAGUGCGGUCAGACUGAUCAUGUCUAUCGAAAUUGUCCUCAACGGGUUCAGCAGAUUGCCGUUACUACAAAUGGUCCUGAACAUCUAGAAACAACGCCUGUGACGGAACCAGUUUUUACUCUUAACGCCAACCAAGAGCCCUAAAAGCUUCGUGAAUGAAAACGUUCUCCCUAAAUCUCUUGUUGGAGAACCUAGGACGUCCAUGUUGCGAGGAAUAGGAGGCCCAAAUUUAUUAACGUUAGGAUUUGUGGAGAUGCGAGUACAACUUGCCAAGACCACGAUACGUCACACCUUUAUCGUCCUUCCAAAAAUAUACAUGGAAUGGCCAAUGAUUCUUGGUAGAGAUGCAUUAUCCAAGUUAAAUAUUCAACUCAAUCAGAUACAAAAUACGUACACUAUAAACACUUUAUUGAACAUGAAUAAUAUGAAAAAGCUGCCUUUAAUAAAAACGAAUUUAUAUCAAAAGCUCCAUACACUUGACAUUGUAAAGAGGUCAGUCGCACGUCGGGAGGGAGAUUGCUCAUUUUCUGCUUUAGCUCAUGAGUCGAUCGAUGUGUUUACCGAUACAUUUUCUUCUUUGUGUAUGAUAGAUGUUGUUGAUCAAACAAAUCCCAUUGAUAUUGGUAAAAACCUUACAAAAUACCAAAGUGAAGCUGUAAUUGAAUCGAUAACAAAAAAUUAUUUAGAGUUUCCUACAAAUGAAAUCGUACCCUCAACUUAUACUAUGAAAAUAAAUCUCUUACAUGACACUCCUAUUUCUACCAAACCAAGACGGUUGUCAUUUGCUGAAAGAGAAAAGGUAAAAGUAAUAGUAAAGGACCUGCUAGAAAAAAAUAUCAUACGCCCAAGUAACUCACCAUACGCGUCUGCCUUAGUCCUGGUUCGAAAGAAAAAUGGCGAAGUUAGAAAAUGUGUUGAUUACAGACCAUUAAAUAAAGUAACAGUUCGUGAUAAUUUUCCAUUGCCUCUUAUAGACACCUGCCUAGAACAUUUGGGACAUAAACAAUACUUUACGUUACUAGACCUCAAAAGCGGAUUUCAUCAGUUAGUUAUGGAUGAAGAAUCGAUUAAAUAUACGGCGUUCGUUACACCUGAUGGGCAGUACGAAUAUACCCGCAUGCCCUUCGGAUUUAAAAAUGCUCCGGCUGAGUUCCAACGCUUUAUUAAUUCGGUACUUAGAGAAUUUAUAGAACGAGGGGAAUUGGUAGUGUAUAUAGACGACAUUUUGAUUGCUUCAAAAGAUUUUGACCAACAUCUUGAACUGAUCGGACAAGUGUUAAACGCGAUACGCAAAAAUGGUUUGGAGUUACGACUGGACAAAUGCAAAUUUGCCCAAAGGGAACUAGAAUACCUUGGUUACAAUGCAAACUGUUUAGGAAUACGUCCGAGUGAACAUCAUAUUAAAUCAAUUAAAAACUACCCCUUUCCUCGUAGCAAGAAACAAGUUCAACAGUGCUUAGGCUUAUUUUCAUUUUUUCGGCGGUUCGUUCCAUCUUUUUCAAGUAUUGCAAAACCACUAACAAACUUAUUAAAAGAAACAGUACCAUUUGAGUUUACUAAUGAAUGCAUUCAAUCAUUCGAAACCUUACGAAAUAAACUUAUUCAAUCACCUGUGCUGUCAAUUUACGACCCUAGUAGAGAAACCGAACUACAUUGCGAUGCAAGUUCUACUGGUUUUGGAUCGGUUUUACUACAAAAACAAGAUGAUGAUAAGUUUCACCCAAUUGCUUACUUUUCAAAAACAACAUCGGACGAUGAAUCCAAAUUACAUAGUUAUGAGCUGGAGACACUUUCAGUAAUUUACGCACUCAAAAGAUUUCACACUUACGUCCAUG